AUGGUAGCGAGGAAUACCAAUACGGUUGCCGCUCCGAAUGGAACGGUUAAGAGGGUUCGCAAAGCGCCGGGAACUAAUCCGUCAAAAAUUUGCAAGGCCGAAGGUUGUUCACGCCAGGUUCGCGCUGCUGCCCGUUACUGCAUCACACACGGAGGAGGCAAUACCUGUGAGUAUCCUGAUUGCAAAACGUCCGCUCGUCAUGGGAGCACAUUCUGUAUUGCACAUGGUGGUGGUCGAAGGUGUCAAAAGCCGGGUUGCGCCAAGAGCGCUGUCGGCUCCACCAACUUCUGCAAGGCCCACGGUGGAGGCAGACGAUGCACUUAUCCUAAUUGUUUCCGUGCUGCGCGUCCUGGGCAACCGCAGGCGUGCAUGAAACACGGAGGGGGUAAAAGAUGUGCUCUUCCAACUGUUGGACAGGUUCGCGCUGCUGCCCGUUACUGCAUCACACACGGAGGAGGCAAUACCUGUGAGUAUCCUGAUUGCAAAACGUCCGCUCGUCAUGGGAGCACAUUCUGUAUUGCACAUGGUGGUGGUCGAAGGUGUCAAAAGCCGGGUUGCGCCAAGAGCGCUGUCGGCUCCACCAACUUCUGCAAGGCCCACGGUGGAGGCAGACGAUGCACUUAUCCUAGUUGUUUCCGUGCUGCGCGUCCUGGGCAACCGCAGGCGUGCAUGAAACACGGAGGGGGUAAAAGAUGUGCUCUUCCAACAUGUGAUCGAAGUGCUGCAGCUCGCAGUAACUUCUGCGCAGAACAUCUCUUCAUUGAUGGUACUGAUCCGGCUGAGAAGAAUAAACCAGGCGAGAAAGGAAAAGGCAAAGAUGCAGAGAAGAAGAAGAAGCAAGAACAUGCUAUGGACGACGAUAUAGCCUGCAGAGAUUUGCUCCGAGGAAGAAGGGAGCCCACUUUCUUCGCUACCAAUAUAACUGUGCCGCCUCUGAACGUCUUCCUUGACGACUUUCGUAAUUACGAAGAUUUGGGACCUCCUGUCCUUUUCACGGUUGACCAGUCAGACAUGAUAUAUAACACGUUUGACGACGAGGAGGAGAAGGAAGAUCCUUUGAAGUAA
Perkinsus marinus ATCC 50983 is the source of this 1065-nucleotide messenger RNA. RefSeq lists its product as hypothetical. The transcript is spliced from 6 exons. Bases 1 to 1065 code for a protein of 354 amino acids. The record is from RefSeq and is a predicted model, not a curated record. NCBI's taxonomy places the organism in Eukaryota, Perkinsozoa, Perkinsida, Perkinsidae.